AUGGAAGUUUGGUCUCAUAUUACGACUGGAAAUCUAGACAAAAUCGACUCCCAGCAUGAAUUAUUGGGAACUGCGAGGGGAAACAACCCAGCUAUUCAAAAGAGAAAACCUAGCAAAAAUCAUGUUUCAGAGAAUGAGCUGGAUAAUUCAGUAAUAUCCAAAGGAUCGGAAGUAAAGAAGAAAGCCCGGAGUAACGGAAAUACAUCACCCGACUUCCCUCCGCCAAAAAUCGUACCAGAAUCCAUUGAAUCUAAACAUGAGAGUGGGCCUUCUUCAAGCACAACGCAGCGAGCCUUACCCGCAGUACGUCGUCACUCACCUGCAACACAUCCUUGCUUUGAGGAUUAUGCAAAACAUAUGGCCCAUCAGCCGAAUGUCCCUCGCUUGCAUAAAGCGCAGUUCAUCUGUUUUGACUCCAUAAUGGAGUGGCGUGAGUCAGUACUCGAUGAUUACAACACCUUCACUGAAAAUAGUUUGAGGUGGGGCGUAAAUGAACUGAAGGUUGGACGAAUUCCAGAUGAUCAGUCACAGACUCUAAAAAGUGUUGGAUCUGGAAAGGCCCUUGAAGCUAUCAAUCAUUACGGCACUGUAUUUUAUUUGAAUAUUUACGAAGAGGAGAUGAUGGCGGCGUGUCUUACAUUGGUCGAAUUGAGCCAGCCUUAUAAAGAGAAAUAUUUGAAUCUUUCAUCGGGACACGAUCAGGAUUUGGUCUUAUCGACGGAACAAGAAUUGGAUGCAUGUUUUACAUUGAUCGGAUUUAAAAAAGAGCCUUGCUUCUUUGCUUCGGAUGAAAGUGCAGACCUGUAUGGUAAGGCCAGAAAAUUGCGGGGGUUUCAGCGCGGAUUUUUCGAACAUACAUGUGGACAACACUCCAUGAGUAAUUCGAAAGCAAAGCAGACAGUCGUGGCUGACACUCAGUAA
This is a messenger RNA of Botrytis byssoidea, 921 nucleotides long. RefSeq lists its product as uncharacterized. NCBI's taxonomy places the organism in Eukaryota, Fungi, Ascomycota, Leotiomycetes, Helotiales, Sclerotiniaceae. The transcript has 5 exons. The record is from RefSeq and is a predicted model, not a curated record. The coding region runs from base 1 to 921 and encodes 306 amino acids.